This is a messenger RNA of Eriocheir sinensis (Chinese mitten crab), 449 nucleotides long. Its product is annotated as 60S ribosomal protein L34-like. The transcript is spliced from 4 exons. Gene Ontology annotation, biological process: translation. Gene Ontology annotation, molecular function: structural constituent of ribosome. The record is from RefSeq and is a predicted model, not a curated record. Lineage: Eukaryota; Metazoa; Arthropoda; Malacostraca; Decapoda; Varunidae. Bases 79 to 423 code for a protein of 114 amino acids. Gene Ontology annotation, cellular component: ribosome.
CUUUGUUGACAUCCUCGGUAGGGUUGGCACACCUGACCCUCCCUUCCCUCAAGCCAGCGCCAGCUCCCGUAGGUCAAAAUGGUGAGGCUCACGUACCGACGGCGGCUGUCCUACAACACCGCCAGCAACAGGAGGAAGAUUGUAAAGACUCCUGGAGGCCGUCUGGUGUACCACUACAAGAAGAAGCCCGGCAAGGCCCCAGCAUGUGGCAACUGCAAGAGACGUCUCCCGGGUAUCGUGGUAGCUCGUCCCCACAAGCUGCACCGACUGUCUAAGCGAGUUAAGAGAGUCACUCGGGCGUAUGGCGGCAACCUCUGCCACAAGUGUGUCCGUGAACGAGUUGUGAGGGCUUUCUUGAUCGAGGAACAGAAGAUUGUCGUCAAGGUUCUCAAGGCCCAGAAAGCAGCAUCAAAGGCAAAAUAGAGGUUUAAUAAAAAAAAUACAAGCUA